AUGGGGAUCUUAGAAAUAUUGAAGUACUACCUAUACUUUCUUGUGGUUUUCUUUGCAGUUGUGGGGUCAUAUUAGGAAGUCAUGGCAAAGAGUUCCCAUAUAAAUACUGCAAUAAGACAUUACUUCGGCUUGACUUUCUUUGUUGAAUAUACAGUUGCAGACCCAAAUAAUUUAAACUCAUUUGAGGAUGAAGUCGCUAUAUGUGAUUAUUAAGUAGUGACGCCUAAGAUAUUCUUUUAGGAAUACGUUUCUAAGUACAGACCAUGUCUCUUCAAGAACUAUGGUAGGCAGUGGCCAGCUUAUGAGAAAUGGACAAAUGAAAGCUACCUUAAGGAGAUGGCAGGGGAGGAGAUCAUCUAUGCAGAGCAGUAGAAGGAUAAUAGAUUCGCUUACUUCACUGAGGGUGCUAAAAGAGCAUAUCUGACUUAUGGAGAAUUCCUUGACAAGUUCAAAGAACCAAACAGAAAAUUCCACUACUAUUACUCUUUUGAAGAUCCUCCAGGCCCUCUCAAGAAUGACAUAGUCAACCCACCUAUCAUGGACUCAAUAUUCAAGUAUACACAGGUCACAUUCUGGCAAGGAUAUGGGACACUUACCAAGCCACAUACUGAUGCCAUGGAAAACAUGAUGUGUGUAUUCGAGGGAUACAAAAACUUCUCCAUAGUGGCACCUCAUGAGAGAAAAUACGUCUAUGCAGGUUAUGAAGGGGUACCAGAUAAUUAUUCACCUGUGGAGUUCGUCAACCCUGACUAUGAUAAAUGGCCAGACUUCAAAAAAGCUCAUUUAAGAACUGUACACAUUGCCCCAGGUGAUUGUUUAUAUCUCCCAGCAUACUAUUGGCAUUAAGUAGGCAGCUCUCCAGGAGUUUCAAUAGGAGUUGCUACCUGGUAUAAAACUCAUCACUAAGCAGCUGAUUUCAUGUAGUUUGCUAUGCAAAAGCAUAUCGUUUGA
Molecule: messenger RNA, 951 nt
Organism: Stylonychia lemnae
Lineage: Eukaryota; Ciliophora; Spirotrichea; Sporadotrichida; Oxytrichidae
Source: the annotation of a GenBank genome assembly